This is a messenger RNA of Lactuca saligna, 537 nucleotides long. The record is from the annotation of a GenBank genome assembly. Lineage: Eukaryota; Viridiplantae; Streptophyta; Magnoliopsida; Asterales; Asteraceae.
AUGACCGGCCUCGUGAAUUUCGUCAGUCACUCAUGGUGUCGUAUUUUGGGUUUCCGGGAGAACAUAUUUAGGGAGCUUGCUAUAGAGUUCCUUUCUAAUGUCCAAAUUAACUGGGAAACCAAUAGUUGGUCGGACGACUUAACCUUUGCUUUCAGACUGGGUGGAGUUGCCCGAUGUUGCAGCUUCAUAGGCCUUGGGCAGCGCUUAGAGAUUUAUCCUGCCAGGGAUGCUGAUCAUCCUUUCUUGGAGGCAUAUUUGGAUAGUUGCAUUCUCUCAAAGCCAAGGGAAUACAACCAUUUGAGUAUAUGGGCCUUAGUUGUCAAAAAUUACUUUUCGAGGUCGGCGAAGGACGAAAGUUUCAGAUCACCUUUGCACCAGUCCAUGCACUGUUUAAUCGCCUCCACUAUUCACCAUCGUAAAUGGCAUGAUAAGGUCCCUUCAAGCAACCUUUUUCCUAUGUGGUACCUCCUCCACACCUACGUCCACCUCUAUAUUCCUUACAUUAUUGCCUAUUUUUUCUCCUCCAGUUUGGCUUAG